CUUUUCUACAUUGCCUGUAUUUUUUUUAUUUUUGAUAGAAUAACAGUGCGGAAUAAGUUGACAUUUUGAAAUUGCUGUCGCACAAAAGAAAGGUAAAAUAUGACACUUGAGUUUCACGUUCAAGUACUUUUGCUAACAGGACUGGGAUUGACUACUAUUAUCGAUGCGGCGUUGUGGAACAAGUCAGCGUUGAUAUCCUCAAGAGCAAUGAAGUCGUCCUCUUGCGAACCCAUAUAUCCUACUAUACCUUCGUGUGGAAGUGAACCGUACGUAUUCCACUUUCGUUACAAUCAGCGCACGACUCGAUGCGAGGAUUUCAUAACCUGCGAAUCAAGUACGGAUGGAUUCCCCUCUAGAGAAAUCUGCCUGCUGACUUGCAACAAGGAAUCGACUUGUUUGAAGAUAGGUUGGAGGCCAGGCGGAGGGAUUAAACCGUGGUACCACUAUGACUCUGAAGAGGAUGAUUGCAUCGAAGAAACUGAUUCAUCUGCCUCUUCUUCAGAUGUUUUCCCGGUACUAAACGUCUUCAGAAGUGCAAAAGAGUGCCGAGUAGAAUGCAUGCCCACUUAUGACCAAUGGGGCUAACAGGCACCAGUUUUCAAUUCCUACGUAACACAGCACUGCUG
Dermacentor silvarum is the source of this 626-nucleotide messenger RNA. RefSeq lists its product as uncharacterized. The transcript has 4 exons. Lineage: Eukaryota; Metazoa; Arthropoda; Arachnida; Ixodida; Ixodidae. The record is from RefSeq and is a predicted model, not a curated record. Gene Ontology annotation, molecular function: serine-type endopeptidase inhibitor activity. Bases 100 to 585 code for a protein of 161 amino acids.